Molecule: messenger RNA, 2184 nt
Organism: Danio aesculapii
Lineage: Eukaryota; Metazoa; Chordata; Actinopteri; Cypriniformes; Danionidae
Product: tapasin-like
Exons: 8
Coding region: 132-1463 (443 amino acids)
Biological process (GO): antigen processing and presentation of endogenous peptide antigen via MHC class I
Cellular component (GO): membrane
Source: RefSeq, a predicted model, not a curated record
UAUGUUUUAUAGACUGGUUGUGAAAGUGAAACCGUUGUGAAAGCUCCACUGUUUUGGAAACCCCCAAUAGAUCUUAAGCACGCCAAACAGCGCAGUCACACAUAGAUAUACGUUUAACCUGCAGAGCAACGAUGUCUGGACCUUCGACCAUAUACAAGAUAUCAGUCAUCGCAUUUACAUUGUGUUUUGGUGUUUAUGGUUCUCCAUGUCCGGUUCUGGAGUGCUGGUUUGUACAGGAGAAGCCUGGUCAUGGAGGAGGUUUAUCAACACCGAUGAGUCAAGAGAAAUCUCUCAUGUUCAUCAGUACUGAAGCCUACAGUGAAGAAAUAAAGACUGAACUCCAUCCUCCUGCAGACAUCAGCUCAUCCAGAGUUUACUAUGUGACUGAUCCAGCAGGCACAUUCUGCAGUGCUGCUCUGAAUCCUCCUAAAGGCUCAGUAAAUAAACCCAAAUGUGAAAUAAACCCCUUCAUGCCUCACGCCUCCAUGGUCAGAUGGGCUUCUGCUCUCACUGACUCUGCCCAGAGUCCAGUCUACCUGCAAGCUGAUUGGUUCUCAGUGGCGGCUCAAGGCCUUGAUGAGCAGCUGACACUGUCCAAUAUUAUGAGAGCCUCUUCAUCUUCUAAAGACCCAAAAGUGAUCCUCAGUGUGUCCAGCAAAACUCCAGUGGUUCGCUGUAGACUAGGAGAGCCGGUUCUUCUGGACUGUGGCUUCUGGAUUGAUCCGUCUUCUCCUCUUCACGGCUCUGGAUUCUCCAUCGAGUGGCGUUAUCAGUUCAGGGGUGAAGGACGGCUGGUGCUCGCUUACGACGGCAAGAACGAUCGCUUUGCAGAGACGUCAGAGAGCGGAGCUGAAAUGGACAUCACAGGCCUCUAUCAAACAGGCAACGCUUCUCUGAUCCUGGAGGAAUCUCAAGUCAGACACUCGGGAACUUACAUCUGCACAGUUUACCUUCCUCAUCUGCUGGCACAGGUGGCUGUGGACCUGGAGAUCGUUGAGCCUCCAUCUCUCUCCAUCCUCCCGUCUCCUCUUCCUCUGCUGGUCCCUGGACAGGUGCUGUCGGUUCAGUGUGAGGCAUCUGGUUUUGCUCCUCACACUCUAGAUCUGGACUGGGAGUUCAUCAGGGCUGAUGGGACAACCCGCUCUCUGGGUCAGGGCAGUAUAACGGGUCACAGACGGGCGUCUGAUGGCACCUUCAGUCAGAGCAGCCGUCUGGAGCUGGACUCCACUAAACUGAGACUCGCUCGGGGCGGAGAGAUCUGCUGUGUGGCCAAACAUGACGGAGGAACACGACGAGCCUCUGCUGUGCUCACUGUCAUUGGUGUCGCAGCUCCUUCUAUUGAGGACUCGAUGGCGAUGGUUGCUGUUGCUCUUAUUCUUUAUGGCAUGAUUAAGUUUCUCUCCUGGACAUUCAGCUCUUCUGACUCCGGUGACUCUGAAUUAAAUAAUAAGAAGGAGAAAUAAACCUGGAUCUGGGAUUUUACAUCUCGUCUCAUUGUGAAGCUGUUUUUACUUGUUCUUCUGGAAAGUCGUCUGAAUAAUAUGCAGAAAAAUGUUUGUAAAUAGUCAUUUCAGAUUAACAAUAGGAUUUUUAGACUGCUGUAUCUGUGUUUGGGAUGCUUUCUCUGUGUAUUAGUGUUUUAUUUACACAGAUUUUAAUGCUGGGUGUACAGACGCUGAAAAUAAAAAUAUUAAAACAUACAAUUAUGAUUAUUGUAUGGUUGAUUUAUUUUUAAUAUUACACAUUAUCAGGCAGCACGGUGGCGCAGUGAGUCGCACAAUCACCUCACAGCAAGAAGGUCGCUGGUUUGAGCCCCAGCUGGGUCAGUUGACAUUUUUGUGUGGAGUUUGCAUGUUCUCCCCGUGUUCGUGUGGGUUUCCUCCGGGUGCUGCGGUUUCCCCCACAGUCCAAAGACAUGCGGUAAAGGUGAAUUGGGUAAGCUAAAUUGUCCGUAGUGUAUGAGUGUGAAUGAGUGUGUGUGGAUGUUUCCCAGUGAUGGGUUGCCGCUGGAAGGGCAUGCGCUGCGUAAAACAUUUGCUGGAUAAGUUGGUGGUUUAUUCCGCUGUGGUGACCCCAGAUUAAUAAAGGGACUACGCCGAAAAUGAAUGAAUGAAUUACACAAUAUCUAUUUAAUAUUCCACAACUCCGAUUUUUACUUUUGGGACAAUGAGUUUGUCAGGUGAA